Messenger RNA from Aedes aegypti (yellow fever mosquito), 3497 nucleotides. RefSeq names its product homeobox protein vnd. The record is from RefSeq and is a predicted model, not a curated record. The transcript has 3 exons. Gene Ontology annotation, cellular component: nucleus. Gene Ontology annotation, molecular function: RNA polymerase II cis-regulatory region sequence-specific DNA binding; DNA-binding transcription factor activity, RNA polymerase II-specific. NCBI's taxonomy places the organism in Eukaryota, Metazoa, Arthropoda, Insecta, Diptera, Culicidae. Bases 693 to 2069 code for a protein of 458 amino acids. Gene Ontology annotation, biological process: cell differentiation; regulation of transcription by RNA polymerase II.
GAGCGAGCAUAAUGCCGAGAGAGAGAGAGGGAGAUGCAGCGGUUUUGGGUUUUCCAACGCAACAGAGCGAGAGGCAGCGAGCACCAGGUUGACAAGCAAGCAGCGCACCCCGAAAAAGGAUACAAGCACAAGAACUCAGCACUCGUCGUGAGUCGAGUGGCUCGCAAGGCCCAGCAUUGGAGUGCCCACUUACCUUCAAGUGAAAACAUAAUUUAGUUACAGUCAAGAACUAGCCAUCAACGGCUGAAGAGUGUGAAUAUGCGCGCUUAGCACUUGGAUAAUACCCCCCAAUAACAUUAUUGUUUGAUUAGGGCCAGAGAGUGUGUGAAUCGAAAAGUUAUCUCGGGCGAGUGAUUUUUCUUUGAGUGAUUUUUCUGUUUCGAGUGUUCAGUGAAAUCAAAACGAAUCGAGCUGAUAACGAGUGAGAGUGUGUGGCAAAAAUUGAGCACUCAAGUGAUAAAAACCCAACCGCCAUCAAUCUGAAGAAGAUUUCCUUGUGUUACCCGUCGCGGAAAAAUCGGUUCAAAGUGGCCGCGGAAAAGAAGGAAGCUGGCGGUUCCCGUGCCAGCAGCAAUAGUCCGCAGAAAUCUCCUCCGGCGCGACGGAGAUCGGUAUCAUCCCCGGCGCCAACGCCUCCGCCAUCGGUUCCGGUGACCGAGCGAGCGAGAAACGGUCUCGGGGACAACGUGAUCAUGUCUCCGGCGGUUGCCACGGCGGCCAACACUCCAGCGGCAGCGGCCGGUGUCCUCAACUGGGGCCCGUUGCUAUUCCCCACGGCGUGGAAUCCGGCCCUGCUUCCGGCUUUUUAUCCUGCCGCGUUACGAUCACUUCCCGGGUUCUUGGACAACAUAAAACUGCCGCAAUCGCAGCGGACAACCCACACCGGGUCCGGUUUCCACAUCAGUGACAUUCUUGGCCACAAGGAUAACCGACCGAAGCUUUCGACCGCGUCGGAUCACGACGAAAACACCAGCGAUGAAAUCCACCGGAACCACAAUCUCAGCAGUCUGGUGACCACGGACACGGAAAGUAACCAUGGCAAUGUGACGCCUGGCAACAGUGACGAUGACAGCAGCAGUCACAGCCAACUGACAGCCGGUGGGCGUCGCCAUCAGGGACGAUCAGUUCCUUCGGGAGGAGGUGGUGGUGGCGAUCAGCUAUCAUCGCCGGAAAUGCUCGACAGUAAAGCAAGCUUGCGGUCAGCCCUGGCGGAAGAUUUGCACGCGCGCUUUACCACUCUGCCUGCCUAUCACCCGCACCAUCCCCACCAUCCGCUGUUUCCGGCGGCGAGGCCGUGGCUGUACGAUACCUGCAAUCCCCUUACUGCAUCCCACACACAGCAUGGCCACCAGCUUCAGCAACAACAGCAGCAUCAGCAUCGAUUGGCACAGCAGGUCAGUCCGGAUAGUACCGGAUCGCCGGUGCAUUCGGAACAGUCCUAUCACGGUGGAUUCAGCGGUGGAAGUGCGUCCACCGGAAUCAACGGACAAUGUCCGAGGACACCAAGUCCAACGGAUAGCGAACGGCAGCACUUGAAUGCGGCCGACGGCAACACUGAACACUCGGACGAUGUGGACAUCGAAGAAGGCUGCGACGAAGAGAUCGACAUGAUGGAAGAUACGGAAGAUAGUCCAGCGGAGCGGUUGACCAACGGAAUGGGUGGUCACAAGAAGCGGAAACGGCGGGUUCUGUUUUCGAAGCAUCAGACCUUUGAGCUGGAACGGCGGUUCCGCCAGCAGCGAUACUUGUCAGCUCCGGAGCGGGAGCAUCUAGCCUCGGUGAUCAGAUUGACUCCUACGCAGGUUAAGAUCUGGUUCCAGAAUCACCGGUAUAAGACCAAAAGGGCCGCGCAUGAAAAGGGUUCCAUGGAUCCAGGGGCGCAUCAGGGGGGAGGAUUACCGUCACCUCGUAGAGUUGCCGUACCGGUAUUGGUACGGGAUGGAAAGCCAUGUCUAGGCGGAGGUAAACCACAUGACAUGUUGGCAGCGGUUCAGUCGGCCCAUCUGCAGCUCCCGCCGGGCUUCCAGCAUGCCAGUUUACUUCAUCACGCCGCCAGGUGGUGGCCCUAGUCCGAUCGUUAGCUGUUUGUCGAAUGUAUAUAAAUCUAUAACGUCGUGUAGUUCAAUUCGUAUCGUCGUAAGCCACAACUGCAUCUUUCAAUGUUGUAAAUGUAAAAAAAGAAAUCAAAAUCCCAGAUUUUAGCAAAACAAACAAAACUAUACAGGAGGCAGUUUUCCUUAGGUUGAAAGCACGCAAGAGUCUAUUUAAUUAUAUUUAGUUAAUUUAUAAGAUAAUAGCUUCUGUGAAUCGAUCCAAGUGGCCAUCUGUUGAGUAAUACACAGUGAGCCAUCGUAGCAAGCUCAGAUCAAAUCCCCAUAAGAAAAAGAAAAAUAAACACUAGGACUGCAAGCUGCUUCGUCGCAAGCGCUUAUUUCCGUCGUAUCAAAACUAAACGAUUCAUUUCAGCUGAUAUUCGAACUCACCCUCAAUGCACAUUCAUUUUUUAAAUGUAAUUUCGUGUUUGCUGUCAAUAGUGCCACUUUUAAUAACAGGAUCAGUCGAUCAAAGUAAGCAUAAAUAAUCCAGAAGUCAAUCGUCGACUGUCAUGGGGCUCUGCACCACAAUCUAUCUCCCACUUUUACUCUACCAUGAAAUUUGUAAACAACAAGGCCAGUAAACGUCAAAAUCCCAAACGAAAUAAAAACAGUGCAGAUCCCUAUAGUAAUUUUGACACAUAGGAUGACAACUAUCGAAAAACUAUAGUGACAGAGCAGUGUCGAGUGUAUUUUUUGGUCGUUAUUGAUUCAAUUCGAGUCAUUUUGAUCGACUCGACUUACUUAUGGUCCCUAUGUUGUAAGCUAUGUUAUGUCUGACGUUCUGUGAAAACUUCAUUCUAAUUGCACCUUAAAUAACUGAGAUCUAGGCAACCGCAGUUGAUCACUUUGUAUGGAAAAUCAAAAAAGUUGUAAAUGUGUUGUACAACAUCGUACAGAUGGAUCCAAUGUAUUUCAAGGGACGCCCAUGGUCACGCUGUAGCAAUGAAGACGAUGUUCAUAGAUCUAAAUUAUCAAGUAAAACAUUUCAUUAUCUCGUUAAAGUGUUGAAUUUUGAUGACUCAUUAAAUCGCAGUGAACCGUUUUUUGGGGACGAAAAUUGAAAAUGAUUGCGACGAUAAUAGAAUUGAUACGACAGGAAUAGGCGAAGGAAACGCAAGCACAAUAGAUUUUUCGGAAAUUUAUUUCAUAAUACGAUAGCCGUCUUGCGAAAGAUUUGUUUGGCACCGGUUUGUAUCAGCAUCAUUCAUUGUAAAACAGGAAAAGUAUGUUCUCAUUGUUCAAAGCUAGAUACGACGGGAAUUAGAUCAUCGCCCUAUCACGCAAAUCAGUCUGUAUCAUUCAAACACCCCCUUUCACUCUCAGCAUAUAAGUAUGUGAUACAAUGUACCGGAAGAAUUAGAAUCAUAAAUAAAUUCCUUCCCAUUGGAAAAUUUCAACAAA